Messenger RNA from Rhopalosiphum maidis (corn leaf aphid), 3389 nucleotides. Its product is annotated as hormone receptor 4-like. NCBI's taxonomy places the organism in Eukaryota, Metazoa, Arthropoda, Insecta, Hemiptera, Aphididae. The record is from RefSeq and is a predicted model, not a curated record. The transcript has 2 exons. Bases 391 to 2220 code for a protein of 609 amino acids.
GACCCGCGUGCAGUCACCCAGUGCGGAGUAACGUAGUCACAUGUGUAUUACCAUACAUAAAAUAUAAUUUAAUAUUGUCGUUAUCGUUCCGUUCGCGUAUUUUAUUAAAUACAGCAAUCCGUUCGGUAAUAUUAUUAGUGUGGCGGUGUUUUAAUAAAUUAAUUAUUAUCAAUUGUGUCUAAUUUUUUUUAUUGGAAUUCAAUUUUUAAAAUUUUUUUUUCCAUAAUUUUAAUUUUUUGCGUCUAAAGUACACACAGAUGAACAGUGCUCGGUGAUCGCCGCCUCGGAUGGAAUAUUAUUUUCGAAAUAUUAUGACGUACAGUGAUAAUUACUACUAACGAACAUCGGGAGGGCUAAUGUAAUAACCCCUCACAAUAGUAACAGGUGACGAUGAGCGCGACGACAACGACAACGACGGCUGACUGCGAGCUGCUGGGUCGGGGGCCCGUUCAAGGGUCCGCCGACUCGGACAGCCUGGCCACGCUGGUCAGGCAGCUGUGCAAGAAGCAGCAACAGCGCGGCCGGUUACCGGGACGCCGUUGCACGGUGUCAUGCAGCCGGGACGUCGGGCUGGAGAUCGUGCCGUACCAGAGGAAGCGGCCGGACGACGAGGGUUUCGAGUCGGACGAGGACUUGGCGUCGCUCGGAUCGUACGACGAUCCCGCCAAGAGGAAAACGGGAACGCUGGCGGCCGUGUCGGCGGCGGCGGGUGCGGCCUCGGACAGCGCCAACAGCAGCGGCGUUUCGGAGGACAGCGACGACGCUGACGCCGCUUCGCUGAGAGGCGGACAGGCGCCGGUCGUGGUCGCCGCGGAGACGGCCGACGGAUCGGGUCGUGAGGCGUACGGGCUGAACGACGUGGCGUUCUGUCACACGGACGCGGCCGCACUGCCCGGCAUCGCAGUGUGGGUGAUCAAGACCAGGAGGACGCCGUCCGCGGGCCUGGAGGCUAUCGUGGUCCGGAGCCGGGACAACAGGCUGCAGGACGUGUGUCGGGCGUACCAGGAGCACAGCAGGCGCAUGAAGCUGGAGCCGAAGCCUUGGGCGGGCCACGGGAACAGCGGCGGUGGACCGUUGUCGUCGCAAAGGCGCAAAAUCGGCGUCGGCGUCGGUGGUGCAAGCAACAACAUAGCGCUGACGGCGAUGCCCGAAGUAAACCGGUUCAACCUGGUGCAGCGGACCGACACCGACGGGGUGACGCACAUCGAAGUCACGGCGGGACCUGUGGUGGCCACGGCCAAUUCCGCCUCCAGGGACUCGUCUCAGUCGAGCAUCAUAAGCAUAAGCACGCCCGAAUCGCCGAGGCCGGCCGCUAAAGACCGGUCUUACGGGGACGAGGACGACCGAGACCGAGACGACGGCGACGGUGGCAUUGAGCCGCCCCCGCAGAGACCGGAAAGGAGGAAAUACAAAGUGAAAUCGGACGGUGGUGACGGAACUAACGAAGACUACAGGCGGCAACAAAAGGUGGUCAGGGGCCAGUUCAUCAGGGUCAAUGUCAACCAUUGCGCCGUGUUGCCGCCGGCCAGUCCGGAACCGGAAAGGAAGUCUGGCCAGGAGUCGCCGGCAAAAUCUACCACCGGCGCGUCGCCAACGGCCGUCGUCUCGGACCGGCUGUGGUCGACGGCAGAUUACGACAGGCUGGACGGCCGGUACGAACAACACAGACGGUCUAGCAACAGCCGGACCCGGAGCAGGAGUACGGGACCGGGUCGCCGGCAACAGCAUCCGCUGCAGCUGGCCGCGGUCCAGCCAUCGCAUCCUCCGCCGGUGGCGUUCAGUCGAUACCCGAACGUCGAGCAGCAGCAGCAACAGCCGUCGUCGUUCGGCAACCGGUUUUUCGGCAAACUCCGCGAGAUAACUUCCGGCAAUCAGUCACCGCCGCUCCAGGACUUGCAGCCCGUGGCUUUCCGGCGACGCAAUAGCGUCGGCGAAUCUGUCACCGCCAACUUCUAUCAAUACUUUAGCCAUCAACACCAUCACCAACACCAUCAACACGGCCAAUAUCAGCAACAGCAGCAACAGCACCAGCUCUACCAGCAGCAGCUCCAGCUCCAGCAGCAGCAGCAGCAGCAGCAGAGGCAACAAGUCAAAAACGGCGGACAUCUCAAGUCGGUGAUCAAAAAGAACAACAACAAGAGCCAACUGUAUCAACAUACCUACGACGAACCCAAAAAGGUCACGUUCAGCGCCUACGCCACUGUUCAAGUUGUCGAUUGACUGUAGGCAUCCCCCCCCCCCAUACAUUCGUUGUACCAUAUACAAAGUUUACUUGUGUUAUUUAACGUCAGUCGUCGUCGUGUUACCAAUAGAUUUAACCGGUCACGCUGACCGCCUGUCGGGCAAUAGGGCGUAGUAUAUUAUAUAAAUUACCGAAAAAUUGCUCAAAUUCACUUACAUUGUGUUUCUGUUUUGCACUUAAAAGAUCGCAAUACGAUAUGAUCGACAUUGGCUGUGGAGCGAUUCGAUUUAUGAAAUUGGCAAACGAUAAACGUCCUAUGUUUAACGUUCUAACGAUUUCAAACUACCUAUUCGUCGUCUAGUCGACAGUUUAUUUCGCCUCGUUUUCAUUUUAAUAACGAACAAAAUCGCAGCACUGCAACAUACAUAUUUCGUUCCAAAUCUCGUUUUUUACCCCGUCAAAAAUCAAUCAUCAAAUCAAAAUCUAAUAAAUCGUUAUGGUCGCGCGUCACAUUGGCCAUUGUAUUAAGAGGUCAAGUUCGUGUCUUCGUCGUCGAAGGCAUCUGUAAACUGGGCCCCCGACACGACACUGUAUUCAUCGUUAAAUUACUCUAUUUCCUUUUUACGUGGGAAUUCUUUGAUUGUUUCAUCGUUUUAUCUUCGGCCGGAAGAUAGUAAACGGACGGAAACGACAUUAAAAUACGACGCAUGUUUAUUUUAAUACAGUGGACGGUAAACCCAUAUAAUGUGUAUAUUGUAUAGUGUAUAAAAUACCUACACUAUUGAAUAUUACGUCAUUGUUGUUCUAGUUUCGAGAAUGUGAUCGAUCAAUUAUUAUUAUUAUUCUAUUAUAUAUUUUUAUCAACAAGCCAUUCACGAAUAUUACGCCCUCUUACCCGUUACGCGUUCGCGUUAUACUCUAGUAAAGCUAUUCGCUAUUCAGAUUGUUGCUCAUUAAACGAAAUAUUAAUAUAUUUUAUAAAUAUAUAUUACCUAUUUGAUAUGUCAUCGCUGGCGCGCAUAUUAUUGAAUUGUACAUUAAGUUAACUUAUACACGCAACAUUUUAAUUGUAGACAAUAAGAGUAUAACUUAAUUUUCUUAUUAUAUCUAUCAGUUACGUAUUUUUUUUUUCUGUAUAACAUAGAUAAGACGACACCGCUGCAACCGUAGAUAGGCAUUUGCAUGUGUGUUUUUUUUUUUUUUUGGG